Aspergillus melleus is the source of this 720-nucleotide messenger RNA. Its product is annotated as SDR family NAD(P)-dependent oxidoreductase. The transcript is spliced from 3 exons. The record is from RefSeq and is a predicted model, not a curated record. NCBI's taxonomy places the organism in Eukaryota, Fungi, Ascomycota, Eurotiomycetes, Eurotiales, Aspergillaceae. The coding region runs from base 37 to 720 and encodes 227 amino acids. Gene Ontology annotation, molecular function: oxidoreductase activity, acting on the CH-OH group of donors, NAD or NADP as acceptor.
ACCCACCCACCACAAAAAGAAAUCCAAAGAAAGAAAAUGACAUCCCGUCUCUCCCAACUCACCUCCCACCUCACCUACCCCCGCGGCCUCCUCGCCAACCAAGUGGCCAUCAUCACCGGCGGCGGCCAAGGCAUUGGCGCAGAGACGGCGACCUUGUUCGCGAACGAAGGUGCAAAGGUGGUUAUAGCUGAUGUGGAUCAUGACAAAGCCACACAAACCGCGACCAAGAUCAACUCCGCUGGCGCCGGAGACCGCGCGCUCGCCGUCGUCGGGGAUAUCCUAGACGAUAACUACCUCGAGACGCUGGUGCAGCGGGCCGCGGAGUUUGGGGAUGGGAAGAUCCAUAUCAUUGUGAAUAAUGCGGGGUUUACGUGGGAUGGGGUGAUUCAUAAGAUAACCGAUAAACAAUGGGACACGAUGCUUGCGAUUCACAAUACCGCGCCGUUUAAGCUCGUGCGGGCUGCCGCGAAGUACUUCCGGGUUAAGGACGGGGAGCCGCGCUGCAUUAUCAAUAUUAGUAGUACGAGUGGGUUGCAUGGGAAUGCGUAUGUGCUUUCUUUCUUUUCUUUUCUUUUCUUUUCCCUUCACUGCCCUACCCCUGCCAUGCCCUGUCUGUGCUAUUCAAAUAAGAUGGGUACUCCGGAUCAAUCUCUACGACUAUGUCUACGUCUAUGUCUCCGUCUAUGGAUCUGGAUAUGGAUCUGGAUAUGGACAGGAUAA